UCUCUCUCUCUCUCUCUCUCUCACACAUUUGUUACCGCUACACAACCACUACUGUUGCCCUCUACCUAAUCCAAUACCUAAAGCCAUAGCCAACAAUAAAAACAAACUACAAAUAAUUUAUUUUUCCUUAGUAAAGCAGAAAUCAGAGCGAGAAACCGAAAGAAAAUGAGAAAAUUAGACUGAAACUGAGAGAAAAUUUUCAUCUUAUUUAUUGACAAUUUAUGGAGAUUCUUUGGUAGCUGGCAGCUCCUUCACUUGUUUAUUCUUUUUCUUGUUCUUCAUCUUCUUCUUUAUUGUUGUUGUUUAUCUACCGAAUCAGAAACCCUAGCUACAUUUCACUAUCUGCUUCCAGAUCUUGAACUGAUUCUCAACUCUUGAGUGAACUCCCCGAUCUAAUCAAUCACCGGUGAUGUAGAGGUCGGCUUCCGCGAGUUGACUCAAUGGAGAACUCAGCCGAUUCAAUUAGUUGAAAUGUUAAGCAUUGUGAAGUUUUGGAGUCGUGUGGUUAAGCAAAGUUUCAAUGUCGGCUUCUUUAGCGGCUUUCGAGCGGCCAAGAGCUGGAGCAGCCAAUGCGGUUUUCAAGAGCGGACCGCUUUUCAUAUCUUCAAAAGGAUUAGGUUGGAAAUCAUGGAAAAAACGGUGGUUUAUCUUGACACGCACUUCCUUGGUGUUCUUUAAAAAUGAUCCUAGUGCCUUACCUCAAAGAGGUGGUGAAGUAAAUCUAACUUUGGGGGGCAUUGACUUGAAUAAUUCGGGGAGCGUUGUUGUCAGGGAAGAUAAAAAGUUAUUAACUGUCUUGUUUCCUGAUGGACGUGAUGGGCGAGCAUUCACCCUCAAGGCUGAGACUUCUGAGGAUUUAUACGAGUGGAAGACAGCCCUGGAGCAUGCCCUUGCACAAGCACCAAGUGCUGCCCUUGUUAUGGGACAUAAUGGAAUUUUUCGGAGUGAUACAAAUGAUGCUAUUGAAGGGUCUUUCCAUCAAUGGAGGGAUAAACGACCUGUUAAGUCAUUGGUUGUUGGUAGACCAAUUUUGCUUGCCCUCGAAGACAUUGAUGGAGGUCCAUCAUUCCUAGAGAAAGCUCUUCGAUUUCUUGAGAAAUUUGGAACUAAAGUUGAAGGAAUUUUGCGACAAUCUGCUGAUGUUGAGGAGGUUGAACAUAGAGUUCAAGAAUAUGAACAAGGCAAGACUGAAUUUGAAGCAGAUGAAGAUGCUCAUGUUGUUGGUGAUUGUGUUAAGCAUGUCCUAAGGGAGCUGCCCUCCUCUCCAGUUCCAGCAUCCUGCUGCACUGCAUUGUUGGAGGCUUAUAAAAUUGAUCGUAAGGAAGCUCGUACUAAUGCAAUGCGCUCCGCAAUAUUGGAGACAUUUCCUGAACCAAACAGACGUUUAUUACAGAGAAUUCUGAAGAUGAUGCAUACAAUCUCUUCUCAUGCUCAUGAGAAUCGAAUGACUGCAUCUGCUGUGGCUGCUUGCAUGGCACCCUUGCUAUUGCGGCCUCUAUUGGCUGGUGAAUGUGAGUUGGAGGAUGACUUUGAUAUUAAUGGUGAUAGUUCUGCUCAGCUUCUUGCUGCUGCAAAUGCUGCUAAUAAUGCUCAAGCCAUCAUUACAACUCUUUUAGAGGAGUAUGACAAUAUUUUUGAUGAUGAAAAUCUACACAGAUGCUCUAUAUCUGCUGAUUCUCAGAUUGAAAACAGUGGGAGUGAAGAUUCAACUGAUGAUGAAAAUGUGGAUUUGAAAGAAAAUGGUUAUCAUGAUGCGGAAAAUGAAGUUGAUCAAGAAACUGAUGAUGAUGGUCAACGUGUGCUCAGUGGAAAAUUAAGUGAGAGCAGUGGUUACGCUGGCAGUGAUCUCUAUGACUAUAAGGCUUUUGGUGGUGAUGAUUCAGAUGUUGGAUCACCAAGAAAUAAUCAUGCUCCAGCUGACAGUUCAAACUUACCUGUCCAAAGCAGAGAUCCUAAUGUUCAACUAGCAGAACAACCAAGUAAACCGAAGAAAGGAAAUGAUAAUUCAAUUAAAGAGAUGGAUGUUUCAAAUGUGUCACCUGUUGGUGACUCUUAUCGAUCAAUGGGGGAAAUUCUAUCUUCAAUGGUUCCUGUUCCUUCUUUACCCAUAUCUGGGCCUGAUUCAUCUGCUGAGAAACCAGCUGGUAAAGUUGCAACCUCCAAUCUCAAUGGAAAGCGGUCAACAUUCUGGGGAAGAAGUAAUGCCAAAAAGACACCGUCUGUGGAAUCAGUUGAUUCUUCUGGAGAAGAAGAGCUUGCUAUUCAGAGGCUUGAGAUCACAAAAAAUGACUUGAAACACAGGAUUGCGAAGGAGGCCCGAGGGAAUGCAAUUUUACAAGCUAGCUUAGAGAGAAGGAAGCAAGCUUUGCAUGAGCGACGGAUGGCACUUGAACAAGAUGUGUCAAGGUUGCAAGAGCAGCUUCAAGCUGAAAGAGAUCUUAGAGCUGCACUGGAAGUUGGCUUGAGCAUGUCAUCCGGACAGUUCUCCAGCUCACGGGGCAUGGAUUCCAAAACGAGAGCUGAGCUUGAGGAGAUUGCUCUCGCUGAAGCAGAUGUGGCCAGGUUGAAACAAAAAGUUGCAGAACUCCACCAUCAACUUAAUCAGCAACGACAGCAUCAUUAUGGUUCUCUCUCUGACGCAUGUGAUCGUUAUCAACACGUCCAAAAUCAUGGCACUCAGCAGAGAUUUCUUCAGCAAGAUUUUGAUGCAACCCUUGCUUUUGUUAAUCAUGAAAGGAAACAAAGAACUGAGGAGAGUUUGUUAGGACCAGAUUGGAGAAAUAUUAAAGGAACUGGAUUAGUCCCUGGAAGCAGUAGCAGGCAGCCUCCUCGAAAGCAAUUUAUAGAAUCAACAAGCCUGAGUGAUUCUAAAAGCACUGAGGCAUCUACCAACAUGUCCAUGGAUGAGCUCUGUGGUGUUGAUUCUGCUCCCUCCACUUCGAGAGCGGUUGAGUGAUCCUCAAGUACUGAUGUUGUCACCAUGGUUGCAGAUGGAUUAUCCAAGACAUCCAUCGGCAGCAUCUUCAGCUUUGGUAGAAUUAACUACACGGCUUGAUUUCUUUAAGGAGAGGCGUUCUCAGCUGAUGGAACAGCUCCACAACCUUGACUUGAACUACGGCACAUCAUCAUCACAAGAUUUUAUUUAUAGACCAUCAUCCCCACCCUGGAACUGACAAAAGAUGAUGCCCACCAGUCACCAGCGAGUCAAUGUUGUUGUACAUUCUUUCGGGAUUGCAUAUAGUUGUAUCUUGUGAAGUCUUGCCUCAUUUUCAGUGUCCUUCCCCCCUUUUUUCACUCCUCUACAUUUUUCUAGUUAGAAUAUGAUUGGAUUCUAGUCAUGAAAAUUGCUGCACCCUGUCACAAAAUAUAUUGUAAACAAAAUUGAGUGUUAAUUGUUGUGUCAAUAGUUAGCUGAUCUGUGCUGAACAUACAUUUUGGACGGGAGACCAUUUUCAUUUUUAUGAGAAACAUAUCUUGUAUGUAUGUGACAAAGUGAUGAGAAUAGUCCUGUGUAUGUGGACGUAAAUGAGUGAAUGAAUGAUCGGAAUUUGAUGGAUGUA
Molecule: messenger RNA, 3560 nt
Organism: Hevea brasiliensis (rubber tree)
Lineage: Eukaryota; Viridiplantae; Streptophyta; Magnoliopsida; Malpighiales; Euphorbiaceae
Product: rho GTPase-activating protein 7
Exons: 22
Coding region: 521-2956 (811 amino acids)
Biological process (GO): signal transduction
Source: RefSeq, a predicted model, not a curated record